GUCACGUCCGCUCCAGGAAGAUGGCGGCCGAGCGGGCGGAGCAGAGUGAGAGGGAGCCCGGGGCAAGCGGAGACUCAGGGCCUGAACCUGGCACUGGCACCGAGUCCAGAACACUUCCCGGGACAGAACAGCUGCAUCAGGAUAACCCGCUCCUCAACCUCCCCAUCGUCGCCAUCGACUCCAUCCUCGGGUUAAUGUCGUAUGACGAGAUCAGCGGCCUGAGAAUGGUCUGUAAGCGAAUGGAUGCAGUUUGUCAGCGGAUGUUGAACCAGGGCUUUCUGAAAGUUGAGCGGUACCAUAAUUUGUGUCAGAAACAAGUCAAAGCACAGCUUCCACGGCGGGAGUCGGAGCGUAGGAAUCACUCACUGGCACGUCACGCAGAUAUCUUGGCAGCAGUGGAGACCAGACUGUCCCUGCUCAACAUGACCUUCAUGAAAUAUGUCGACACCAAUCUCUGCUGCUUCAUCCCCGGCAAGGUAAUCGAUGAGAUUUACCGGGUUCUGAGGUAUGUAAACUCCACCCGGUCCCCUCAGAGAGCCCACGAGGUCCUGCAGGAGCUAAGAGACAUCUCCUCCAUGGCCAUGGAAUACUUUGAUGAGAAGAUUGUGCCCAUCCUGAAGAAGAAGCUGAGCGGUUCAGAUAUGUCGGGUCGUCUGCUCGGAGUCACGCCAGUUCCCGGGCCAUCGACCACACUGACAGCUGUGCAGCUCUUCUCCAAGCAGAAUCCAGCCCGGCAAGAGCUCUGCAAACUCCAGCAGCAGAUGAAGGCACAGGGAUUGAAUGUGACAGCCACCAGGCGUGAGGUCUCGGAGUUCCGUGUCAAGUUCCAGGAGCAGCUAAAGCAACUGCAGGACCAGGAUCAGAAGAUCCUGGAGCAGAACCAGAUCAUUGGUGAGCAGAAUGCCCGCCUUGCUGAACUGGACCGAAAGCUGGCUGAACAUGCCCUCAAACACCAGCAGAACGAGCAGAAGAUCAAGGACCUGCAGGAGCUGCUGGAACGAGUCAUCGAGACAGGAGCUGCAGGUGGGCAAGCCACCAGUGGGCAAAACAAACGCAAGAAGGCACCACCUGAGAGCACUGCCUCGGACUUACCCACCCGUGCCAAGCGCCUUCGGAGCCGGAAGUGAGCUGGAGAUGUUAGAGGGAGGUUUUGUUGUCCUUGUGUCACUGUGUGUGUGCAUCUGCACCAGGUUACACUAUAUAUACGGUGCCCAGUGACACAGAUCAGGAGAGCAGAUGGGGUAUUGGUAUGGCAACAGGUUCCAGUCACAAGAUUGGGCAGAGUUUGCAGCAAUGGGCAAAGAGAAAGACGGAAAGUACCACAGUGGGAACUGAAUAGAGCAGCUGGUGAGUUGAGUUAAACUCUGCCCCUUUCCCCGGUACUGGGUGAUGGAGAGAGUUAAGCUCUGCCCCUUUCCUCAAUACUGGGUGCCAGAGAGAGCUAAACUCUGCCCCUUUCCUCAGUACUGGGUGACGGAGUGAGUUAAACUCUGCCCCUUUCCUCAUUACUGGGUGACGGAGUGAGUUAAACUCUGCCCCUUUCCUCAUUACUGGGUGACGGAGUGAGUUAAACUCUGCCCCUUACCUCAUUACUGGGUGAUGGAGUGAGUUAAACUCUGCCCCUUUCCUCAUUACUGGGUGAUGGAGUGAGUUAAACUCUGCCCCUUUCCUCAUUACUGGGUGACGGAGUGAGUUAAACUCUGCCCCUUUCCUCAAUACUGGGUGAUGGAGUGAGUUAAACUCUGCCCCUUUCCACAUUACUGGGUGAUGGAGUGAGUUAAACUCUGUCCCUUUCCUCAAUACUGGGUGAUGGAGUGAGUUAAACUCUGCCCCUUUCCUCAUUACUGGGUGAUGGAGUGAGUUAAACUCUGCCCCUUUCCUCAUUACUGGGUGACGGAGUGAGUUAAACUCUGCCCCUUUCCUCAUUACUGGGUGACGGAGUGAGUUAAACUCUGCCCCUUUCCUCAUUACUGGGUGAAGGAGUGAGUUAAACUCUGCCCCUUUCCUCAUUACUGGGUGACUGAAUGAGUUAAACUCUGCCCCUUUCCUCAUUACUGGGUGAUGGAAUGAGUUAAACUCUGCCCCUUUCCACAUUACUGGGUGAUGGAGUGAGUUAAACUCUGUCCCUUUCCUCAAUACUGGGUGAUGGAGUGAGUUAAACUCUGCCCCUUUCCUCAUUACUGGGUGAUGGAGUGAGUUAAACUCUGCCCCUUUCCUCAUUACUGGGUGACAAAGUGAGUUAAACUCUGCCCCUUUCCUCAUUACUGGGUGAUGGAGUGAGUUAAACUCUGCCCCUUUCCACAUUACUGGGUGAUGGAGUGAGUUAAACUCUGCCCCUUUCCCCGGUACUGGGUGAUGGAGUGAGUUAAACUCUGCCCCUUUCCUCAUUACUGGGUGACGGAGUGAGUUAAACUCUGCCCCUUUCCUCAAUACUGGGUGACGGAGUGAGUUAAACUCUGCCCCUUUCCUCAUUACUGGGUGAUGGAGUGAGUUAAACUCUGCCCCUUUCCACGUUACUGGGUGACGGAGUGAGUUAAACUCUGCCCCUUUCCCCGGUACUGGGUGAUGGAGUGAGUUAAACUCUGCCCCUUUCCUCAUUACUGGGUGACGGAGUGAGUUAAACUCUGCCCCUUUCCUCAAUACUGGGUGACGGAGUGAGUUAAACUCUGCCCCUUUCCUCAUUACUGGGUGACGGAGUGAGUUAAACUCUGCCCCUUUCCUCAUUACUAGGUGACGGAGUGAGUUAAACUCUGCCCCUUUCCCCGGUACUGGGUGAUGGAGUGAGUUAAACUCUGCCCCUUUCCUCAUUACUGGGUGACGGAGUGAGUUAAACUCUGCCCCUUUCCUCAAUACUGGGUGACGGAGUGAGUUAAACUCUGCCCCUUUCCUCAUUACUGGGUGACGGAGUGAGUUAAACUCUGCCCCUUUCCUCAUUACUGGGUGAUGGAGUGAGUUAAACUCUGCCCCUUUCCUCAAUACUGGGUGAUGGAGUGAGUUAAACUCUGCCCCUUUCCUCAUUACUGGGUGAUGGAGUGAGUUAAACUCUGCCCCUUUCCUCAAUACUGGGUGAUGGAGUGAGUUAAACUCUGCCCCUUUCCUCAUUACUGGGUGAUGGAGUGAGUUAAACUCUGCCCCUUUCCUCAUUACUGGGUGACGGAGUGAGUUAAACUCUGCCCCUUUCCCCGGUACUGGGUGACGGAGUGAGUUAAACUCUGCCCCUUUCCUCAUUACUGGGUGACGGAGUGAGUUAAACUCUGUCCCUUUCCUCAGUACUGGGUGACUGAAUGAGCUAAACUCUGCCCCUUUCCUCAUUACUGGGUGACGGAGUGAGUUAAACUCUGCCCCUUUCCCCGGUACUGGGUGACGGAGUGAGUUAAACUCUGCCCCUUUCCUCAUGACUGGGUGAUGGAGUGAGUUAAGCUCUGCCCCUUUCCUCAGUACUGGGUGACGGAGUGAGUUAAACUCUGCCCCUUUCCCCGGUACUGGGUGACGGAGUGAGUUAAACUCUGCCCCUUUCCUCAUUACUGGGUGACGGAGUGAGUUAAACUCUGCCCCUUUCCUCAUUACUGGGUGACUGAGUGAGUUAAACUCUGCCCCUUUCCUCAUUACUGGGUGAUGGAGUGAGUAAAACUCUGCCCCUUUCCUCAUUACUGGGUGACGGAGUGAGUUAAACUCUGCCCCUUUCCUCAUUACUGGGUGAUGGAGUGAGUUAAACUCUGCCCCUUUCCUCAUUACUGGGUGACGGAGUGAGUUAAACUCUGUCCCUUUCCUCAUUACUGGGUGACGGAGUGAGUUAAACUCUGCCCCUUUCCUCAGAACUGGGUGAUGGAGUGAGUUAAACUCUGCCCCUUUCCUCAUUACUGGGUGACGGAGUGAGUUAAACUCUGCCCCCUUCCUCACAACUGGGUGAUAGAGUGAGUUAAAUUCUGCCCCCUUCCUCACUACUGGGUGAUGGAGUGAGUUAAACUCUGUCCCUUUCCUCAUUACUGGGUGAUGGAGUGAGUUAAACUCUGCCCCUUUCCUCAUUACUGGGUGACGGAGUGAGUUAAACUCUGCCCCUUUCCUCAUUACUGGGUGACAGAGUGAGUUAAACUCUGCCCCUUUCCUCAGUACUGGGUGAUGGAGUGAGUUAAACUCUGUCCCUUUCCUCAUUACUGGGUGAUGGAGUGAGUUAAACUCUGUCCCUUUCCUCAUUACUGGGUGACGGAGUGAGUUAAACUCUGCCCCUUUCCUCAUUACUGGGUGAUGGAGUGAGUUAAACUCUGCCCCUUUCCUCAUUACUGGGUGACGGAGUGAGUUAAACUCUGCCCCUUUCCUCAUUACUGGGUGACGGAGUGAGUUAAACUCUGCCCCUUUCCUCAUUACUGGGUGAUGGAGUGAGUUAAACUCUGCCCCUUUCCUCAUUACUGGGUGACGGAGUGAGUUAAACACCUUUCCUCUGUAGUGGGUGGCUGAGUGAGUUAAACUCCCCUGGAUGGGGACACCUACACAGAGGCACUGCAAUCCAGCUCUCUCAAUGAGGACUUUUUUUUUGAAGAAUUGUUCGUGUUGAGUUUGCUGGUCUCGGGUAGGGCAGCAAUAUAACUGGUCAACACCUCCCCCCACCCCCGCAAGAGUGUAGGUUGAUUCCUUCUCCCUUGGAGUCUAAUGAGCUGCUCUGGAAAUACUUGUAAAUGCACUAAGCAGUGACUGGAACAGGUUUGGUUGCAAUGCCCCCAUUACCAAAUGGUCUGCUGUCAUCUUGAAGCAGUUAGGAUGAUGUCUAUGGGACUGUACUCCUACCAGAGUUAGAGUAUCCAGGACAACAGCCUGACUGUGACAAUAUGAUGAAUGUGGACUCUUGAGUCAGCCCAUGUUUUCUUCUGAUUGGCCAGAGAGUGCACAUUUUCAAGGGUUAUGAUUCACUCUCUACCCCGGCAUUAAAGCCAGAUCAGGUUGAAGGGUAAACUGUAGGAUGGGUUCUACACGUAUUGCAGAGCAUUGGGACCAUUAGAGCUUGUGAGCCCAGAGUUCCUCUGGCUUUACCCUUUGAGUACUGGAGGAAGAUUGGAACGAGGAGAGAACUUUAUUCCAGAAACAAACUAAAUGAAACUGCACGCAAGGAACAUAACAGAAUGACAAGAUGGUGUAUAUCCCUGCUUUGGACAGUGUUCCCACUUGUGCUGUAUAGAUGGGCUGUGCAUUUGACCAGUGGGUUUGGGGUCUCCCAACACACCGACUGUGCCUGAGAAUGGAGGGCUUUGUGCCCCUAACUCUUCACUCUGGUGCUGGCAGUACAGUUUUCUAUUGGGUGCUGUAACAGUAUAAUAAGAUCUUAAUUCUGGGAGCAAUGUCACCAUUCUGACCUCUGUAUUGGCUGUCAAGAAUGGAGUAUUCUACUGUGUACUGCUAGUCCAGGGUUAUUAGUUAAUAGGCUCUUACGGGAGUUAUAAUAACCAAUCAGGAAUCCAGCUGAUGGUGAGAGAGAAGUGAACAGGAAACCCAAGGAACUGCCAGGGCCUCUCACCACAAUGCUGGGCACAGCCUACCCAUGUUCAUAUCUCAUAGUCAGUGUGGUGCGCAUGACCAGGGAAAUUCCAGUACCUCAAAAGCUGAAUUUGCCUCAUCAGUCAAAACAUUGCAUCCAGGUGUGGUGGUCACUUUUCAGCCUGUGGUGGGCCAUGCCAGCCCGCAGUGGUGUCACUGUGUCUCACUGCCCAUCUGGAUCCUUUUCCUCAAUCUUUUUUUCCUCAUCGCCUUAUACUCUUGAGGGGCUGAAGUACAAAAAAUUCAUUCAAUUGUCAACAUCAGUUUGAUCAUAUGUGGCAUCACUGCUGAACCCACUCCUGCCCCUAGCCCUGUCUUCACCCAGUGUCCACAAAUUACUCCUCCAGGAGGAGGGAAAAUGGUCAUGCAAAUCUGCUGGGGUUCUCUUCAUAGAACAUUGCAACCAAAUUGAAACUGGCCAUGAAUUGGCUCUGCCCUGCCCCACAUAGCAAAUUAAACAGCAACGAGAAUGUGAUUCUCUCUAGAAACCCACCCCCCACUCAACAAAAAAUACUUUACAGCCUCUUUAAACAGAUGGCGUUGAUGAGUUUUAGGAAGUGACACCCUCAGGUUCUUCAAAAAAUUCAGUGUUAAACGAGUCUGCAAAUCCUCCUUUUGAUCAUAGUAUUACUGUCACAGGCAGCUGCUGCUCUCUUCCUGUGUCACUGUACACUAAUGGAGCUUUCAACUUAUAUGAUUGCAAUGGUAGUUUGCUCCUGACCCUCCGAUCCUGAGUUCUGAUCCCCUGUCCGAGAUCCUUUCUCUUAAAGCUUAUCAAAAAGAGUUAGGAUUAAUGCGUAAUUUGAAGUUGAGUCUACUCCCUCUGCCCUCUCUGCGCUGUGUGUGUGCCUUUGAUCUGUUAUUUACCAAUUGCCCCAUCAAUAGCUUGGGUUUUGAGGUGUCCUGAGUUUGACUCUUGAAUGGUGGCCAUCAGACUUUGCAGGAUCUCAUGGUGAUGAUCCGGAACCCUCAAACACCUGUGCACCAGUGGGGACCUGUUCACUGGGAGGAGAAUACACCACUGACCUGAAACAAAAACUGUUGGACAGAAGAAAAGCCUUAAUACGGCGGUCAGUGCAUGGCUGGACUCAGGUUCAGAGAGGUCUCUAAAGACUAUUCACGCCAUACUGAGGAUCCCAAGGAGCAAUCCUAUUCCUGCCUAUUGUGUUGUAUCAUAUUAUAGCAGGACCUGGUCUACAAAUACAUCAUCCCAAACCAUGUACAAAUCCGUCUGGGAUUACAGCCCAUCACCCUGUUGAAGGGGACUAACUGAUGAGGAUCCCACAAGUUGAAUAGCUGUCAAGUGGGGUGGCAGUCAGGAUCGCUACAGUUGGCCUCAAGUGCCCUUGGCUCGGAAAGGGAAUAUUGGCCAGUUGAUUGUGUUCCAGCAACCUCUGAUCGGGAAGGGCCAUAUCCACAGGAACGCGGUGUUAGGUUUGGCAGUGAUGCCCUCCAGUUGAUCAUCCUGCCAGUAAAGGAAUGACUAGUUUGGUACCAGGACGCUGUCAGUGCCUGUGGGCAUGUACCCCAGCUUGAAAAUGGCUUUGGAGGAGGGGGAAGAAUAAAAUAAAUGUUCAGUGUGA
Messenger RNA from Carcharodon carcharias (great white shark), 7109 nucleotides. RefSeq names its product F-box protein 28 (gene fbxo28). The transcript has 5 exons. Gene Ontology annotation, molecular function: protein binding. Gene Ontology annotation, biological process: protein polyubiquitination. The record is from RefSeq and is a predicted model, not a curated record. Lineage: Eukaryota; Metazoa; Chordata; Chondrichthyes; Lamniformes; Lamnidae. Bases 21 to 1127 code for a protein of 368 amino acids.